AUGACGACCAGGAAUGGCGGUGUCCGUAACACGGACGCCUUGACGGGGAAUGCCCUGGAUAAGCCUAAGGAGGUGUCGGCGGUGGUUGACGCUGCAGCAUCCUCGGCUGUCAAGCGUAUAUCGGAUCUGUUCACGGAGGCGGAUAAGGACGCGCUUCAGCCGGGUGUGUCGGCGCAGCGAGUGCAGGAUGCUGCGCGGAGUCUGCUGGGAUCAGCGGCCUCUGGUGCAACGUUGCCUCCUACGGAUGGUGUUGACAAGCCUGAGCCUGCAGAUGGUGCGGGAGGCAACAAUGUCAGCCAGGAGAAGCGUCAGGCUACGACGACUGUCUUACCUACGGACGACGAUGAAGAGGACGACGGGUACCUUAGUGAUGACCCUGAAGAACGUUAUGAUGCAUCCGCGAAGAGCGAAGUUGCUCAGCGUGUCCGUUUCGCCAUUGUCCUGCUAAUCCCUCUUGUCUUCAAGCCGGAGGUGACGCGGGUGCAGGCGACUCUGCGCGCGCUCUUUGCCCUGUGGAAGAAGGAGUUGAAGUUUGAGAUUCAAGGGGAGACGAAGUUUCAGGAGCUAUCUGUGGUGUACUUAAACAAGAAGCAGUACAGCCGUCUGCAAGUUACCUUUGAGCGAGCGCGGGACGCGAACUUCGUCUGGAAGCACGGUAUCGUGCACGUGUGUCUGGAUGGGAAGCGGAUCAGCCUCGACUGGCAGCACCCGGUUGACCCUGCGUACGUGAAGGCGCGAGCUGCAGACCCAACGCUGAUCACAGAUCUGACCAGGCUCAUCUUGAAGGACCCGGCGGUGGUGCUGAUUUCGACUGGAGUGAACCACGAGGAAUGGAUCUGUGUGCAGGAGUGCUGCGAGAAGGCGAAUGGGGUUACCUUUGCACAGGCGGCAGAGCAUGUGGUCUCACAGAGGCACAGCGACGGGGUGUCAGCCGGUUUCGCAUCGCGUGCCUCAAAGGCAGGUGUGGCGCUGCAGGCGGCGAAGAAGGAGUUCGGUGUGUGA
Closterium sp. Naga37s-1 is the source of this 1002-nucleotide messenger RNA. NCBI's taxonomy places the organism in Eukaryota, Viridiplantae, Streptophyta, Zygnematophyceae, Desmidiales, Closteriaceae. The record is from the annotation of a GenBank genome assembly.